Molecule: messenger RNA, 4016 nt
Organism: Spirometra erinaceieuropaei
Lineage: Eukaryota; Metazoa; Platyhelminthes; Cestoda; Diphyllobothriidea; Diphyllobothriidae
Source: the annotation of a GenBank genome assembly
AUGGGCCGAGAUACCACGGCACAGUACUUAACUGACAGCCAACAGGCCGUGCCCAUUGACGUUUCUUUUGGAAGGUACAUUACAGCUUCGUGCUGCGUACUACAGGCAGAUGGUAAGCAAAAACCCGCGUUUUCUGGGGCGUCACUUUCCACAUACACCACAGACGCGUUUCUGAGUUUCGUUCAGAUGGUUCGUGGCGGAUUUUAUCUGGCAGUCCGGCCGACGCGAACGCGGACGUCCGCCAGGUGCUCCACGACGUGGUUGGAGGAGGACGGUGACUUGCGCGUGAGCUGGUUUUAUAGUGUGGCAAACUUACACAGCAUCUGCCGCGACCUCCCUGCUUCGAUGGCAGGGCAACUGGAGGCAGGCUCCGGAGCAACGACUGACAAGUUUAGACAGCCUGUCUACGCGUGCCAGGCUUACAAGGCGGCGUUUCGUAUCUCGUCCAAGUACAAGUAUAAUUGAGACCGCACUUCGAAGGAGCCUCAAAGGACGGUCGCGCAAAACAACUGAACAAUCAGCCGUCUCAGCAGUUCAAGUACUUGUAAGUGAUAAACCCAUUAGUUGGGCACAGUGAGUAGGCCAUCCAGGAAGACAAAAGUGGCAAGGAGCCGAGUGGAGGUUGUUCGGUUGUGGAAGUUGAUAGAAGCUAGGUAUAAGCCGUCUUCAAGCGAUUUACUGAGACCACGUCGGUGCGGCCUCCACGGUCAAUUGUAAAAUGCUUGUCCGUGCGAGAUAGUACUCGAAAUUGGCCGUCAUAGGGCUGUUGUAGUUGCCGACGAACGCUAUCUACGCGGAUAAAUAUAAAAGAACAUGUUACUAGGUUCGGGUCGAUGUACGGCUUACUUGUUGGAGCACGUAGAGGAGUGCCUCGAAGAUGAUGGCGCACUCUUUGCACAUAAUCGCUGGGAUCCAAGUCGGCUGAGCUUUGAGAGUACCCGAAAAAAUCACCGGGAAUCCGUAGGGUGGUACCGUAGACAGGUUCGGCAGCGGAUGAAUUCACUCGGUACAUUGCCACUUGCUAUUCCCCGGACUCCACUUACGCCCAAUAACCCUGCAUCUUCCCUUAUCCCACAGACUCCUCCCCUUACGCGCAGCGGUCGUCAUGUCCGUUUUCCCGACCGUUACCAACUUGUACAAUAUGCAUAACACUCCCACCUUUUCCUUCCAUUAACAAUAAUUGUUCUUGGACUCAGUUCUUCUAGGAGGGGAAGUAUUGUAGUGAUAAACCUAUUAGUUGGGCACAGCGAGUAGGCCAUCCAGGAAACGAAGAUAGCAGUAUUCCAACAGUUACAAACUAAUAAAUAAGAAAAAUGUCGUCAGCAGGUAAAAAUGCACGUGCUUGUUCAAUGUCUCAUUCAAAGUUGUGUCAAGUUCAAAACAGACUUAAAUGUCACUACAGACUCUAGAACCGAACCACAAAAUAAAGUCAAACUGACAUUUCAUGCCCUGUAUUUAGGCCAAAUAUCUGGCCGGACCCCAGAGUGAUUGUACGUUGAUCUGAUAGGAGCAGGCAGAAUACGGGCUGGUAUCUGAACUAGACUCGCGUUGAGAUCACAGGGACUUCCUGCCUGCUAAUGCCGGCUGAUGAUGAAAAUUAACCCUGAAGCACCACCCUAUAUUCUGUGGGCAAACGUUUUCCACCGAAACCAGUUCGGAGUCUUAUCCUGGAACAUAAGGCUAGGCGUGGUCGUUGGCUAUGAACGAACACUGCCUUAUGACCGAUCUCUGGAGUGAUGGUCUGUCUCGCGGAGACACUCUAAGGGCCCUUCUUGGUGGCUCUUCUUGGAUCAAAACUUUCUGAAGGAAGGACAGUCACUGUGUGAGCCCGACUUCUGUCUUCGCUUCACGCCCGCCUACUCCGGUAGUCGGUGUAAUUUUGCCUUCGUUUCAAUCGCCCUGGCCAAGUACACUCUGCAUACCCCUCUGCCCCUCAAAAUCCGCAACUCCUAAAACCCCUCCUGGCAUUCUAUCUCCUCAUUAACGGAUUAAACGGCUUCUGCAAUCCCCUGCGGCAGUACCAAGGAGUGUGUCCAUGUGGGUUUAAUGGGAAUACGUAAUCCUACUAAUUAACCUAAUUAUGCGGCUUCAAGGAGUAAUAAUGUUGAGUAGUUGAUAAUCCGCAUUAGCUAGUCGGUUUUCUGUGAAAACGGAAAAUUAGUUUUUAUGUUGGGCAAAGUUGCCAUGCUAAGCCGCUAAUAAUUUUCACUACUUACGUUGUCUUGGCGUACUCACUUCGGUAAUCCGAUAGUGAUGGGAAGAACUGUCGGAUUAAGAUGUCGCCCUUCACCUGUUUUCCUUGCAACAAGGUAGACUUACGGUAUUGCCCACUGCCCUUAAUCAGCAGUUUAUAAAUGCUGACUUGUCCUUUGCCGGUUUUCCGCUGGCUCAUGACGCAGCUGUGAGGGGCCCGGCUCAUCAGUGCGUCCCUCAACAUUCUAGUGCUUUUUGAUACAAGCUUUAGUUGUCAAUGUUUGACUUUCAGUUUCUAAAAAAAUUACUAUACAAGCCUGGAGUGAAUUCCUCACCAUAAGACAUUCUCAGGUUUGAUUCGAAAGCUCAUAUGAAGCUUUGUUUUGAAGUUUACCAGCUACAACGAAAUAAAGGCAUCAUGUUCACAUUCUGCCAAUAGGCAGGCAGUAGUAUAUAGGCGCUGAUUGAUUUGUAAUAGCUGCAGCUGUCAAGACUUCGGCUGGACAACGAGUGCCCAAGACUGUCCCUCGUACCAUUCCCAAAGGAGCAACUGUUUGCGGAGAUAAAUCUUGUGCAGCGUAAGCCUCUAGGCUUAGUUGCGAACACGAUUGCAUUUUAUGAGCCCAGAGCCGAGCAACAACUCGUUUGGUUUAAAAUAUUUCGAAGUUGUAGUCCGGAUCUGAUUCUCGGCAUUACAUCGAGCGGAAAAUGAUAUUCUUGCCCGACCCGCGAGGGAUCUCCAUUAUCUUUGCAUAACUUGACACCUAUGCAAAGCAAAUACUCCAGUCUUUUCUCACCUGACGUGUGGGCUCCAUUUACAUCUACUCCAAUCUCGUUAUUCGGUAACCCAAUGUUUUUGUGACCAAGUGAGUCCGUUUUCAAGUUGGUGCUGCAACAGAAGGGAUGCUUGAUCUCCCGUGUCACUAUGAAGCUGUUGUCGAUCGCUCUUUUUCGCAUUGCGCGAAUCCCUCUGUGUAAAUAAUGACUCAGCAAUCAGCUUUACUAUAAUACUGCGAGGUAGCUGCUUGUGUGCAGUAAGUCAUCUGCAGCCUAAGCACCUAGGUGCGUUUACGAACACAGUCGCCUCCCUUGAGCACAGAACUGGGUGACAACUCGUUUCAGAAACUCUGCUGACUUUCUCGCCCUCAGCAAUUAUCCAAGUGUGACGCGGCCUUGAAGCGGCAGCCCGUUUGCCACAUUAUGAAGCCUCCGGCGGACAAGGUCACUGGUUGUCUUAACAAGCUCGCCGCCGGCUUGAAAACAAUUCAAUCAACUCCUUGUCUGGAAACUGUCCGCCGAAAUCUUGGCUAAGGUAAGCUGGCGUAUAUUUCUCAUUCAUACUUCCUCCAGACUUAUUCCUAAGAGGAAAUGAAAUUAGGGAAUGACAGAGACUUCUUUCCCUUUACUCCUAGAAGGUCCAUUAGAUAAAAAUCCAUCUUACCUAGAUUUAUGAUCAAACUGCGAACAAUUCGCCGCAUCGCUGAUUCCGCGCUGCCCCCCUUAGGCUUUCUGACAGCCCUAGUUAGUAAAUGGAGGUUAACAUGGUUGUCUUUGUUAUAGGUAUUUUAUAGACCGAGUCACAGGAGAUUCAGAAGACAGACUGGUGAGCGCCUGUGGGUUUUCAAUAAUUUCUCAUCAGAUUAAUAAAGCUUCCUUCGUGCGGGCAUCAGGGAUGAUGAUUAUUCGCCGGACGAUUCGGUGGGGAACAGUAAGUUGUCGCUGGUCUCACACGAAUUUCUGGCGCGUCGACAGCGGACCAUGGAAGCUCCAAGGUUUACUGACUUCGUCUUUUUAACUUGUCUACAGUCAGCUUCGUUUGCUGA